This is a messenger RNA of Drosophila mojavensis, 7785 nucleotides long. RefSeq lists its product as uncharacterized. The record is from RefSeq and is a predicted model, not a curated record. The transcript is spliced from 12 exons. Lineage: Eukaryota; Metazoa; Arthropoda; Insecta; Diptera; Drosophilidae. Gene Ontology annotation, biological process: regulation of establishment of bipolar cell polarity; establishment of mitotic spindle orientation; signal transduction. Gene Ontology annotation, molecular function: protein binding. Bases 346 to 5169 code for a protein of 1607 amino acids. Gene Ontology annotation, cellular component: spindle.
AAGCAUAAGACAACAGUACAAAUAAUAAUAAAAAUAAAGUGUAGCAUUAAAGCGAAAAUAGCAAGAGCAAGAAUGACAACCCAAAGCACGCACAAGGAGCGAGCUAAAAGGCAAAAUUAAACAACGACUACAACAACAACGACGGCGCUUAGUGCAUACAAAUGUCAGCCAGGUUAACACUGACUACAUUGCCGGCAGAAAUAGAGGGUAGAGAGCAUUAUGCUUGCAACGUCAACCCGCUGCUACCUGCUGUAUGAGCGCGUUGCGUCCAUUGCCAUUUCAAUUUAAAUACAGCGAAACAGCAACAGCUACCCUAACAGCGACAGCAGCUAUUUAAGCCACACCAUGGAGGACGUUAGCGGAACAACUCCAACAGCAAAAAAGAGUACAUUGUCAGUAGAUCGUGCCGCAUUUCUUCUGCUGCGCGUGAAAAAGGCAUUCAAGAAAAAAAGACAGCAACGCAAGGACCGACAGGCACAGCAGAGUGGCAGCGGGUGCAUGGUCUUGGGUAGCAAUGGACAACAGUCGCGCGGCGGCAGUCGCAAAUUCCCGCCGCCAUUGUUACGGUCACGCACCCUGCCCGCCAUUAUUGUACCAGGGCUUCCGGUUGUCUCACUGCACAGAGAUAAGCAACCAUUUCACUUGGAUUGUAAAAGUCGCAAUGGCAGCGCGAGUGGUCAUCGUUGGUCUUUGCUCACACGCGGUGCGUGUGGUGGAACUAGUGGAGCUGGUGCUGGUGGUGCAGCUGCUUGUGGUGGCAGCCAUAACAACAACAAUACUAAUUUAAGCAACAACAAUAACAACACGCUAAUGGUGAAGUCAUUGAAUUUACCAAAAGAUGAUUGCAGUCUGAUUUAUCGGAGGAAAUCGUCGGGCAGCUCGCCCCACGCUCAUGCCGCACAUGCGGCUAUACAACAGCAUGUGGCACAACAACAUUUGCAUCUCUAUCAGCAACAUAUUCCUGAUAGUUCGACUUAUCAGUUAUCCGAUGAUUUUGAAUGUCAUGCGGAUGGGUCGCUUCUGCUUCGGAUACCCUCGCCGCAUUCCGCGGCACCAUUACGCGGCUAUCCGUAUCGUCUGGGUGGGAAGAAGCGUGCCACAGCAUGCUCAGAGGCAACAACACCUAUGGCUAGAGAGCACCAUCAUCUGCACGAUUUUUCCACGGCCGAGAGCAGCGGCUCGGGUGCGCAUACGACCUUCACACGGUUGGCCAAAUUGCUGCAUCAAUCAAGAUCCACUCUAUUGCCACAGCCGCCGAUGUUGCACGGCGACAAUUUCGGUAUCGAAGCGGGACCAGGAACACAACAGGCGAACAGCAAAUCUGUAUUGGGCCUCGGCGAGGAUGCACCGCGUCGUUUGUCGUGGGAAAGGCGUAAGGACAGCAGUGCGUUACAGCGCUCGGCCAGCAUUGAUUCGUUUGCGGAAAUUGUGUUUAACGACCUGCCACGGCCAUCGCUGGAUGUACCACGCAGUGUGGUCGCCACGCCAACACCCUUCAGUAAGCGUCCAUCGGCAAGUAGCCUGUAUUCAACAUGCAGUAGCAUUGCGGCCGCUACGGCCGCCUCCGCACAGGUGCAUGCUCAGCUGAAUGUUAAUUAUGGCGACCUAACAGCAUAUUCGCAUCAGCAUCAACUUGCACAGCAUCCAGGUAACUGCAGCAGCGGUAGCAGCAGCACCGCCAACAGCCGGCGCGAGAGCAUGUUGAGUCCCUCGUCAACGCGACGCAACAAGCAAUCUCGCAUUAUAAAUGCUCUCAUCUCAGCGGUGGAGCAUGGACAUUUGGAGAAAGCACGAACCAUACUAGAAUCCACCGAUGUAGAUGUCAAUAGCAUCAAUAUAGAUGGCCUCUCAGCACUCGAUGUGGCAGUCCUCAGCAACAAUCGCUCCAUGACCAAGAUGCUGCUGCAGCAUGGCGCUCUAGAUGGCUCACAAUUUUCCGUGGAUAGCAUUGGCACCAAGCUGAACGGCCUGCUUAAAGACGCGGAGUCUCGUAUUCAUGAUCUCAGUGGACCAGAUGGUCUUUGUACACCCGGUUUUAGCUCGCGCCCUUCCAUAUCUAGCAUUAUAAUUGGCAAUACGGGCUCCUCAGUCACCGGAUGUACGGGCAACGAGGUGGAUAAACAGAUUGGCAUUUGGGAACGUAAGGUCAAGGGACUACGUCGCUUGCUGCUCGGCUGGGACCAGGCCCGACCACCAGAUGCUCCUGCCUCAGUUGUUGUCGAUGUUACCGGUGACAAUUCCAUCAGCUUGCAAAUACUCGAGCCCUACGAGGGAGCCAUAGCUACCAAAUUUAAAGUUCAAUGGUCAACCCGUGCCGACUUUAGUAACAUUGUUGGCGAGCGCGAGCUUCUCGAGUGGAUUAGCUUUCACGGCACCAUGGGCGCUCACUGCCCCAUAACAGGACUUACCCAAGGACGUCGCUACUUUCUACGUGGUGCCUGCGGUAAUGUCAAGGGUUGGGGUAAUUACCGUAAUUCGGUGCCUGCAAGCGUUGUGCCGUCAACAUGGCGUGACCUGGAAAAUCGGGAGAAUCGAUUUUAUGGUCGACAAUGCAUGCUAGACAAUCUGUUUACGGCUGUGCGCUUAGCUCGGCCUGCAGAUGUGUCUGAACUUACCCUGGAUCCCAGCAACGUGCAACGACGCAAUCCCAAAAAGAAAACUACUAUUAAGCAACUAUUCUCUGUCACCUCUAAGUUUCAAAAGACGUUGCGACGUGGCAUCUACUUCUCGUGCAUCGUUCACUGUGAUGACAAAGUGCUAGUCACCAGCGAGGAUUUUCCGCCUGUUAUCGAAAUCGAUGAGUCUUAUCCGAGUGCCCUACACAUGGACUACUACUGGCUGAUGAAGGUCGCGUGCACAUGGGAGGAUGUGAAGUCCCUUCGUACAGACAUGGAACGGAAUCUCAGUUCACCCGUGCACUUUCGCACUAAGCUGCUGUCAGCCGUUUGUCAGAUGCAAUCUGCGCUAGGAAUUACGGAUCUCGGCCAAUUGUAUUAUAAACCCCUUCGAGACACACAGGGCACAGUGGUGCUCACCUGCAUACAGUCGGUGAAGAGUCAGAAGGCUGUAUCUAUUAUAAAUUCACGCUGGCUACCCGUUAGCAAGUUGCAAAAAAAACUGGGCGCUUUGCAUGAGGAUUACACAAUUAAUGAGCUGCUUAUAUCAAGCAUUGGGGAGCAGAUAGAUUAUCAACAGGCAGCGCUACAACGACUUGACCCAGGCCUCUAUUUGGGCUAUCUGAAGAUGCAAUGCUCAAUGGAUCAGAUACAGGUGGUUGUGCCGGUGAAGACGCCCAAUGUACUGCCCCAUUGCAAGGUGCGCGAGAAUAGCCACGUUACCGCCGAGGAGUGGCAAGUAUUGCAUCGCAUUAAAAAUAGUAAAUCAGUUCGACUACAUCUCGACUUCAGUGCACCUAGCGAUAGGAAUGGCAAUGGCGAUGACCAAGCCAACGAGGUGCAGUGUCUUUUCCUACACGAUCUCAGCACAGCAGUGCAUAAGCUGCUGGAUGGUAUGAGCAUUAAGCCAACGGAAGCUGCAACGCAUCGCCUCUACGAUGUGGAAAUAAUCGAGCUUAGUCGCGACAUUAGCUUUCUUAUUGUCUGCCCCUCGGUGGAGGCAUCUUGCGCCGUACCCGGUCAAUCGGAGUUGCUCUUACAGCGCAAUGAGUUCGUCAGCCUUAGCAUCCAGGCCUUCGAGAUGAUCCAUUUACGUACCUAUCAGCCGGCCAUAGUGCAGAAAUAUGCGCGACUCUCCUGCAUCCUGGAGCUGGAUACUGCCCUGGCCACCCAUUCGCAUCGCGAGGCCUUCUCUAGCAGUGAAUUGCAGGCGGCCAAGGAGCGACUAGCAACACUGCAGGACCUCAGCUCAAACCUCUCGCUCGUAUGGAAAAGCGUGCGCUGGUUAAUGGAUGUGGUUGCAUAUGCUCGAAAUAAGCAUGCUCAGCCAGCGUUAGCUAUGCGUGAAAUACUGAAGUUUGUCGAGGAGCAGGAUAAGCACUUGUUGCAACUACCGCUUCGCGACUCCAGAUGCAGCAAGACAGGUCGCGGGAGCUGGCCAGGUCCAGGUGUUAAUGAGGAUGGUGACAAGCCAAACAGCAAUCCAGAGCAUUCCAAGUCCGAAACGAAUCUGGGGCAGAACGCACUGACACCCACCUCCGCACAGGCUACAUCUCUCGAGGCAGCUGACAAGCAGCCAUUAAAUGAACAGCAGCAACAACAGCAGUCACAGUUGCUCCAGGUAGGAGUCAGCGAAUAUACUGCUUCAACCUGUUCAGAUGUUUCGCUACGUAAGAACAGCGGCGACUCUGUGAGCUCCGCGUAUACGGCACGUAGCUCUGCCUCCGAUGGCAGUAACUGUGUGUUUGCUUUGCCCCCUUCGCGCUCCGAUGAUACGCUGGCGGAUGCACUUCGUCAUUCACAAGCAGCUGCAGCGGCACAGCGUAAGCGCACCAGUUCCCACAUUGGACCCCUUCCCACACCCCUCAUCACGGUGCACUGCUCCAGCUCAGUGCCGUAUCUAGCGGGAAGUAUCUCUGCCUUUUCUGGAGAUUUGGAACACAAGGCGCUGAAGCCGUCAGGCGCGGAGUACAGGCUGAAGGCUGCAUCCAGUGUCAAUUUGCGUGAGAGUGCACUCUAUUUGAAAAGCUCUCUAUCUGCCCUUCAACCAGAUUUGAAGCUUCUAAGCAGCAAUGAAUUAAAUUCCAUAGCUCCCAGCACCUCGAAAGCAUCCUCAAUCAAAAGUCUGACCCAUCAAAGCAGCGAGGAGGAUACCGCCAGCUGUUCCAGCUUAAACGCCGAGCAGGCAGUCGGUACUACAGGUGCGGGCAUCAUUCAGGUGUAUACCGCCUACAACACAGGAUUGGCCAGCGGAACAAGCCUCAAGCUUCAUGUAACGCCGAAGACAACAGCUAGAGAGGUGAUCAAUCUGGUUGUCAAGCAGCUUAACAUGGCCGCCGUGCUAAAGGGAAGUAAAGGACCCAUUUAUAAUACUGAUAUGCUCGAUAACUUCUGCCUUGUAGCAGUUAUUGGUGCUCGAGAGCGAUGCCUUCGUGAUGACUUUAAGCCUCUCCAGCUGCAGAGUCCCUGGAAGAAGGGUCGCUUAUAUGUGAGACAAAAGCAUGAGCUACUCGCAGCCAUUGAGCACUCUAAUCGUAAAUCCCACUUGAUUUAAGAGCUAAAAAAGCGACCGUAGAAGAGUAACUGUCCACCAAAAGUGCGAGCUUGAUAUACCUUCAAGUUUGUAUAUAAAAUUUAUAUGUAUGUAUAUGCUAUGAUCAGUUAUAGACACUACAAUUAUACGUCUACGACUAAUGCAAGCAUAUUACCACAAUAUCGUUUGCACAGUGUUUAAUUUGAUUUUUCCAUAGAUUGAAUAGAAAGGAAUAAUUUAAAAAUAUAUAGCUUCGUGGCUCAAUAUAUAACACUCCUUAUCCUUACUAAACUAAUAAUAAACUAUUACCCAAAAAUAACAUUACGCUACAAUGCUAACAAUGCGAAAAUCAAAAAACUAUUUUAAAAUACUACUUUCUAUCUACUUCUAUCUUUGAAUGAAGAAUGCGUUACAAGGAAUAUUUCCUAUUGAAUCACAGGAUUCAAGAACUCAAUCUUCGAUUAAAAACAAAAGCAAUUGGCUCGUUGUAGAUUAUUUUAACACAGUUAGCUAACAGAUAUUGGUAUACCGACCAAAAUGUGUACUUGUACACCGCCAAUUUACCCACAUGAGUAUUAUUGUUGGCUUUUUGAUUUGGUGUUUGCUUUAAUGGGUGCUCACUGUGCCCAAACAAGUUUGACGACCAAUUCCCCAAAUUAGACUGAAUCACCUACAUAUGUAUGCUAAAUGAGAAAAAAAGAUAAGAUAGAUACAUAUGGAUAUUUCUACAGGAAAUCUGAAGCAUGUCAACCCUUUAGUUUUUUGUAAUUAUCUUGAAAACGCACCAAAUAAUGUGCUAAACAAAUGCCAACAUUACUAUUUUUUUUAUUUUGAAUAAUAAUGACUUUUAUAGUUUUUGAUUAGCAAUAUAUUUAGUAAAUUUUCAAGAUAAUUAAAAAAAAAAAAAAAAAAAAAAAAAAAACAAGGGACUCGCACGCUUCAAAGAAUAGAAUUUUCUGGAGAAAUGCCCAUAUGUAUAUGUAUAUCUAAGAAACUGUAAUAAAAUGGUAUUAUAUAAUAAGCAGCUUAACACAGACAGCCACGUACACGUAUUCACACAUAAAUAUGUAAAUAAAGCGUAAAAAUUGUUGUUAGUUGUGUUAGAACUACUUUAAAUAUAAGUGAAACAGAUUACACCAAUAUUAUACAUAUACAUAAUAUAAUGAAUUUUUGUAGCUUAGCAAACUAAAUGUUUUGAUUGUAUUUUUGUGGCAAUUUUUAGGAGCACACAUUUUUUUAAUAUAUAAAUCUAAAUGUUGAAGGAAGCAAAAAUAAUUUUUAAAAAUAUUAACAAAUAUAUAUACCAUAAAAUUAUAGACUCCCUCAAUGUGCGUAUUGUAUGUGUUAAAUAAUUAUUAUAAGUCAUUUCCAAUUUGAAUUAAAUAAUAUUAAUAUAACAUUAAGAUUACUUUAUAGAUUGUAAAGCUGGUAAACGCAAAUAUAUAUUUUUUAGUGUAUUUCAGAAAAAGAUAAUUGAAGAGAUAUUAGCAAUGGCAUUUUUGUGUUUAUAAAAUGAAAGUUAAAAUAAACAGGUUUAAGUUCUGUUGUCCUAUGUUACUUUUCAUGCCCGUGGUAUGUGUUUAUAAACAAGAGUAUUAUAAUUACAUAAAUAUAUGUUAUUCAAAUAUUCUAGGUGUGAGUGUAUUAGCUCAUUCUAUUUACUCUAGAUUUAAAUACACUCACAUAUCCAAAUUGUCCAACAUUAUUAUAGCUAGAAGUGCUAUACAUACAUACGGAAUAAAUUCUAAAACAAGAGUCCAUUAUAAUGUAAUAGUAUACAUACGUAUAUAUGUACAUACAUAUAUAUCUCGUUAUAAAAAUAUAGAUAUGAUAAUUUUGAAUCACUUAAGAUGAGACCAACAAGAACAAAACAAAGAGAGAAAUAUGUACAUUUUUUGUAAAUAUUUAUUAAACAUUUUUUGAUAAACUUUUUAUUUUUGGAUGAACCAAAAAGUCCCAAAUCAACGAACAUGACUUGAAAUUGAAAUCCCAAAUGCCCAACGCUCCAUAAGAGUAAAAAUAAAAAGAUAUUACAACGAAUUGUGUUAGCUAAAAUUAAUUGUAUUUGUUAUUUAGUCAAGAAUUGAAGUACUUCAACAAAAAUGAAUAUAAAAACCGCCGUCCGUUCCCCAAAAGAUUGUUUACAGAGUGGAAUAACUGUUUAUGACGCAAUCUAAUUGUAAAUUGAUUAAGGUUUUAAAUGUCGGAUAUGAUUAUGUAGCACAUAUGCUUAUAUUUAUAUAAAAAUAUAUUAUAUACAUAAACAAAAAUAAAUAUAUAACAUAUCUAGUGUUCAGUAAACGUUUAAUAGAAUUGCUAAAUAAAAACAGCCUAGCAAAAGGUCUUAUCAAAUAAAACUCUAUAUGAAAUGAUGUUAUAAAAUUAAAAAAGACUAAAAAAAAAAAUGUAUAUAUUCUAUACUACUCCGUGUAUAUUUUUGGUGUCCGUUAACUAUAUACAAUAUAAUUUUUAAUAAAAAAUUCAGACAUAUUGAACAAAUAAAUGUACUAGAAGAACCUAAGAAGAGUAGUGUAAAGGCGAGGAAGACGAUGAAGACAAAUUCUUCAAUUAAUUUAAAUAAAGACUUCACAAAUGUUAAUGGUGUUAUUAAAUUAUUAUGUAUUAAAAUUAAAAUAA